Molecule: messenger RNA, 2926 nt
Organism: Lytechinus variegatus (green sea urchin)
Lineage: Eukaryota; Metazoa; Echinodermata; Echinoidea; Temnopleuroida; Toxopneustidae
Product: phosphatidylinositol polyphosphate 5-phosphatase type IV-like
Exons: 14
Coding region: 137-2869 (910 amino acids)
Biological process (GO): phosphatidylinositol dephosphorylation
Molecular function (GO): phosphatase activity
Source: RefSeq, a predicted model, not a curated record
AAAUAGUUUGGUAUCGCUAGCAACAAUCCAAAUCCGAUGUCGUUAAGCGGAUUAAAAACCUGAUUAUUUAGCGGUGUUUUUUAAUAUAAUCUGUAAUGGCGUUCCUGUUGUAAAGAUUCCUGAUCUAUAGAUCAAGAUGGAUAUAGGGGAUUUAGAACCCCUCUCUGCACGAUCCACCUCAUCGGUUGAAGAUGGAUCUAGCAGUACCAGGAGCAAGAAAUCAAAGACCCUGGCACGACUCAGGAAAUUAAAGAAAUCUGACAGCUCAUCACGUGACUCUUUGAAGGAUGCUCUGUUACCUCAUCCACCUGAUAGUCAGUCAAAAGAUGACCUAACUGAUAGGAGGUUGUCCAAUGGCUUACUUGAUGGUGGCUCUGCCCUUCCUGAUGAUAUCAAGCAGUCAGCCAAGGUAGAAGGUGAGAGGAUCAUUGAUACCAUCACAAGGGACAGUCAGGGAAUGGCCACCAGCCUUGACCCACUGCGGCCCAAGCCAUCGGAUUGGGGAGAGAAGUCACCCUUGAAAUCCUCCCUCUUCCCAUCGCCUCUAGAUCCUGUUCACCCGGCGAGUCGAGGUUUAGGAGCUCUUGAACCCCUUGCUCCACGUGGAGUGCUGGAACCGCUGGAGAAACCGAAGAGAACGUUCAGUGUGAAGCCGGAAGAAAGCAUAGGUAGAGUUGGUAUUGGAACAAAUGGGGAUUCAAAGUAUGACACCAGUGAAAUCAAGGAAACGGUGAAUGAUGCACCUACACAGAGGGGAGAUGUGUUUAGGAUAGAUGGUGUUGUAGAGACGGAAACUAGUGAUUCACAGAAUUUCAGUGCAAUCGCAGACAAAAACUCUGUUCAGGAAAAUGAAUUUGGGAGUUUGUCAAGUGUAAAGAAUCACCUACCAUCUGAGCUAAAACAAAUGGAAGAUACCCUUUCAAAACCAAGUGAUGUUCUUGAGGAUGAUGAUGAUGCACUGGAUGUAUUGCCAGAUGAAGGGAAAUCAAACAAACUCAGAAGUGAUGUUUUAGUUUCUAGUGCAAUAAAAGACAGGACAGGAUUUAGUACUUCAUUUAGUAACUCAGCAAACAAACAUGCUUUAACUGGGGAGAACCAUGAAAGUAUUGUGAGUAGCAGACUGCAGGAUAAUGAUGCAUUUAAUAAAAUUGAGGAACAUCCGGUGAAGCCAAAGACGACUGUCACUUUAAUUGAAGAGGAUGAUGAUGAAAGUGAUGAUGAGUUAAUCGUUGUCAGUCCACUGGUGCCCUUGUCCAAACCUCGAACAGACAGUGUUCCUCCAAGAAUUGAAGGAAAUUUGAUGGGUGAUCAUUUAGAGGAAAGUGAGGGAGAAGUUGAGUUGCCAAAUAGAACGGUUCCUGAUCAGAGUGACGGCAAUGAAGACAUAGAUGAUGAUAAAGAAGAUGAAGAAAACCUGAAGCAAUAUCUAAAAGACAAAUUACAGCACAUAGAGGAUAGUGAGGACAGUGAUGCCCUUGUUGCGAGUCCAAGCAAUUCCUCGAGGGCGGGACGUCUCUCCCCUAUAACCAAUGCCAGUGUUCCUCCUCCACUUCCUAACACCAUCAUGUCUCCUUCCUUGAGGACCAGUUACAAGAGGGAUAAUGAUCUUGAGGAUAGUUUCGGAAACUCAGAGAUAUCCGAUGCAGUUCUUAGCAGUGGGUCCAUAUCUGAAACCAACAGGUCUAUGGCAUCCAGCUCCCUGCUACUGAACACGCUCACCAAUAAGGGGGCAAGAAGUGGAAACAUGAGUUAUCUGAGUGGAGGGGUGCGCAAUUCAGGGUCCCUGGUUGGCAAGGAUGAACUGGAUUCCCAUCUUCCAGAGCGAAGACUGCGUAUCUUUGUUGCAACCUGGAACAUGCACGAAGACAAGGAAAUACCUGAGAAUCUUGAUGAUCUGCUUCUCCCUGAAGACAUUGAGUACAUGCAGGAUGUCUAUGUCAUUGGCACGCAAGAAUCUUCUCCUGAUAUAGCCGAGUGGGAGAUACGUCUACAAGAAACCCUUGGGCCAUCACACGUUCUACUCCACUCGGCAGCGCAUGGUGUCCUUCAUUGUUUGGUGUUCAUAAGGAGAGAUCUCAUCUGGUUCUGCUCGCCUGUGGAAGAAUCCAGAGUAUCCACUCGACCAGGAUCGAUGAUUAAAACAAAGGGUGCAAUAGCUGUCAGUUUCAACUUCUUUGGGACUUCCUUUAUCUUCAUUGUUUCUCACUUUACCUCUGGAGAUGAGAAUAUGAAGGAGAGACUGUUAGAUUAUGAGAAGAUCCUGAAAGGCAUCAGUCUACCAGAGAAAGUCCCACCAACCAGGAAGUUUAAUAUACUUACAAGUGAUGUGACGACCCGCUUUGACUACGUGUUCUGGUGUGGAGACUUCAACUUCCGGUUGGCUGAGAACAAGGCUCGGGUUGAGGGCUGGAUUGAUCAACUGAAAAGAGGCAAUAAAAACGACUAUGAUAUCCUACUGCAACACGAUCAACUCAAUAAAGCAAUGCAAAGAAAUGAGAUAUUUCAGGGCUUCCAUGAGGGUAAAAUCAACUUUCUGCCAACGUACAAAUUUGAUAUUGGAGAAGAUAUAUAUGACACAUCAACUAAAGCCAGGGUACCAUCCUAUACUGAUCGGGUAUUGUAUAAGAGUCGCAGGGUAACCGACAUCUCAUUAAUUCACUACAGCAGUUGUGAAGAAAUCAAGACAUCAGAUCAUCGGCCGGUCUAUGGUGUCUUUGAGGCUGGAAUCAGACCUGGAAAAGAAAACUCAGUCAUGGGAGGUGGAAUGUUUGUCCGUGAGGUCUACAUAGAAGGUAUCAAGAGGCGAGUGGCGAAGUCUGGAAUGUCGAAAAGGACACAGGCAGGGAGUUCUGUCUGCUCCGUCAUGUGAUCAUGAGGUAUCUAUCAGGUGACUGCUUGUCAUGUGACAUAUGUGUGUAGGUAUCAA